Messenger RNA from Corylus avellana, 1188 nucleotides. Its product is annotated as putative xyloglucan endotransglucosylase/hydrolase protein 23. Gene Ontology annotation, molecular function: hydrolase activity, hydrolyzing O-glycosyl compounds; xyloglucan:xyloglucosyl transferase activity. Gene Ontology annotation, biological process: xyloglucan metabolic process; cell wall biogenesis. The record is from RefSeq and is a predicted model, not a curated record. Lineage: Eukaryota; Viridiplantae; Streptophyta; Magnoliopsida; Fagales; Betulaceae. Gene Ontology annotation, cellular component: cell wall; apoplast.
AUUUCCAUGCACUUCACCCAUCUCUUUAAAAACUUGACUCCUCUAAUCCACCAUCCCACAUCGCCCAAAAAAAAAUUAAGCAUGAGCACUGCUCCUACUUUUGUUGCAACCAAGAACAUGGCUUUAGCUCUUCUUCUAUUCGGCUUCUUUCUGGCAGCAUCGGCUGGCAAAUUCUACGAUGAGUUUGACAUCACAUGGGGUGAUGGGCGUGCAAAAAUACUCAACAACGGCCAGCUUCUCACGUUGUCUCUCGACAAGACCUCCGGCUCCGGUUUCAAGUCGAAGAAGGAGUACUUGUUUGGGAAGAUUGAUAUGCAGCUAAAGCUUGUGCCCGGCAACUCCGCCGGAACCGUCACUGCUUACUAUCUGUCAUCGCUAGGGUCAGCUCAUGACGAAAUCGACUUUGAAUUUCUUGGUAACCUUAGUGGAGACCCUUAUAUUCUGCACACAAACGUAUUCACAGAGGGGAAAGGCAAUAGGGAGCAACAGUUUUAUCUUUGGUUCGACCCCACCAAGGACUUCCACACCUACUCCGUCCUAUGGAAUUCUCGAAGCAUCAUUUUCUCUGUGGAUGGUACUCCCAUCAGAGAAUUCAAGAAUUUGGAAUCAAAGGGGGUCUCCUUCCCCAAGAACCAAGCCAUGUGGCUAUACUCCAGCCUCUGGAACGCCGACGAUUGGGCGACACGCGGCGGCCUUGUGAAGACCGAUUGGAGCCAAGCCCCGUUCACUGCCUCUUACACAAACUUCAAUGCCCAAGCCUGCGUUUGGUCCUCAGGCUCCUCCUCUUGUUCAUCCAAUUCCUCCGGCAACUCCUGGCUGACGGAAUCCCUCGACACGACCGGGGCAGAAAGAAUAAAGUGGGUACAAAAGAAUUACAUGAUUUACAACUAUUGCUCCGAUACCAAGCGCUUCCCGCAGGGACUCCCGCCGGAAUGUUCACAUGCUUGAAUUUAAUGUAACCCCCACUUUCUUCUCGACGUUACAUACAUAGUUUGUCUUGUAUAAGUGAAAAAUAGGGGCCUUUUGUAAUAUGUCGGUUUGGCUCAAAGGGAGAGAAAGUGGGGAUUUCUGUAAUAUGUCAUAGUUUGUCUGGACAUGUCGGUUUGGCUUAAAGGGAGAGAAAGUGGGGGUUUCUGUUUAGCAUUCAAUUUGGUUGUCUUUAUGCACAAAUAAAUGCAAUAUGUUGGA